Prosopis cineraria is the source of this 5517-nucleotide messenger RNA. RefSeq lists its product as uncharacterized. The record is from RefSeq and is a predicted model, not a curated record. The coding region runs from base 152 to 5173 and encodes 1673 amino acids. Gene Ontology annotation, molecular function: protein kinase activity; zinc ion binding; ATP binding. Lineage: Eukaryota; Viridiplantae; Streptophyta; Magnoliopsida; Fabales; Fabaceae. The transcript has 14 exons. Gene Ontology annotation, biological process: protein phosphorylation; recognition of pollen.
AAACAAAGUCACUAUGAAGAGAGUACUUUCAAAUUCAUAAUCGAAGUUGUAUCAUGUUCAUCAUUACAAAGUGAGUCCAUAAAACAGGCACAGAUCAGAAGAUUCAAUUUUAUGUCAAAAAGGGUAUCUUCUCAUCUUUUUCACUAGAGCUAUGGGAUUCACAAUGAAAAUUCACAAUUUGAUAAAGAUUUUGCUUUUACUUUUCAAUUUCCAUUUGGGUAUGAGAUCUGCAAUGGACACUAUCACCUCAGGUCAAUUCAUCAGAGACCAUGAAACAGUGAGCUCCAAUAGCAGUGACUUCAAGCUUGGCUUCUUCAGCCCUCAAAAUUCCACAAACCGCUAUGUAGGAAUCUGGUAUCUUUCUGAAUCUGACAUCAUCUGGGUAGCCAACAAAAAUCAACCAUUAUUUGAUACUUUUGGGUUUAUCACAAUCUCUAAGGAUGGGAAUCUUGUGGUUUUGGGCAAACAGAACGUGAGUAUUUGGUCUACAAAUGUCUCAAAUAUUGCAACUAAUUCAACUGCAAAACUUCUGAACACUGGGAAUCUAGUCCUCUCUGAUAAUAACACAGGAGAAACUAUUUGGGAGAGUUUCCAAGAUCCUUCAAAUGUAUUUUUACCCAAGAUGAAGCUCAGUAUCAACAAAAUAACAGGAGAGAAGGUGAAAUUUACAUCAUGGAGAAGUCUUUCUGAUCCAUCUACAGGAUACUACUCUGUUUCCCUUGAACGCCCAGAUGCUCCUGACAUUUUUGCCUGGUUUAAUGGAACUCAGCCGUAUGCUCGAACUGGUCCAUGGAAUGGAAGGAUAUUUAUAGGGAGGCCUAUGAAGCUAUCUUCUGGGUAUCUUUAUGGAUGGUACGUAAGAAAUGAUCCUGAUGGAACACUUUAUGUGACUUUUGAAUUUGCAAAUGAUUCCGAUUUUGCGAUGCUUGGCCUGAAUCCACAAGGCCAACUUUGGGUAGCAAUGUGGAACAACAAGAGGGAAGUCUUGAGGGAGGUGGUGAAUUACACUUACUGUGAUUUCUACGGCAAAUGUGGGGCUUUUGGAAGCUGUGAUUUACGAAGUUCACCAAUCUGUAACUGUUUGAAUGGGUAUGAACCAAAGAAGUUAGAUGAAUGGAACAGGCAAAAUUGGACGAGUGGGUGUGUGAGGAAGGAGCCAUUGCAAUGCGAGGGAUUUACAAAUAGAACUGACAGAGACCAAAGGGAUGGGUUUGUGAAACUUGAGAACAUGAAAGCGCCAGACUUUUUGGUGAGGUCAAUAACUGUUACAGAAGAUGAUUGCAGAACACAGUGCUUGAAUAAUUGCUCUUGUGUGGCAUAUGCAUUUGAUUUGAAUGGCAUUGGAUGCAUGCAUUGGAGUGGGGACUUGAUUGACCUAGAAAGAUUCUCAAGUGGAGGGGUUGAUCUUUACAUUCGUGUGCCUUCAUCAGAACUUGAAACACAUUCGCACAAAAGAAGAAUCAUCAUUGUAAUUACAGUGACAAUAGGAAUUAUUGCUUUAACUGCAUGUGCAUAUCUCCUAUGGAAACUGACCCCUAAACAUGCAGAAAGUGUAGGUGGGACUGGUUCACAUAGUCAGUCUCAAAGAAUGAUUAGUCAACACAAAGAAAUCAAAAUGGACGAUGAACUUCUACAUUUUGAUUUUGAAGAGCUUGCAACUGCUACAAACAACUUCCAUUCAACAAACAUGCUUGGACGGGGAGGUUUUGGUUCAGUGUACAAGGGACAACUGAAAGAUGGACAGCUAAUUGCAAUCAAAAGACUUUCAAAAGCAUCAAGACAAGGGCAAGAAGAAUUCAUGAAUGAGGUUAUAGUGAUUUCAAAGCUUCAACACCGCAAUCUAGUAAGACUUUUAGGUUGUUGCAUUCAGCAAGAUGAAAGAAUGUUAAUCUAUGAGUACAUGCAAAACAAGAGUUUGGAUACAAUUCUAUUUGAUCCAAUUAAAAAGAAACAGUUGGAUUGGCAAAAGCGUUUUAAAAUUAUUGAAGGAAUCUCUCGAGGUUUGCUUUAUCUCCAUAGAGAUUCUAGAAUAAAAAUCAUACAUAGAGAUUUAAAGGUUAGUAACAUCUUGUUGGAUGAAGAAUUAAAUCCAAAAAUAUCAGACUUUGGAAUGGCUAGGAUAUUUAGAAGCAAUGAAGAUCAAGCUAGUACUAGAAAAGUGGUUGGUACAUUUGGCUAUAUAUCUCCUGAAUACGCAAUGCAAGGACAAUUUUCUGAAAAAUCAGACGUAUUUAGUUUUGGAGUUUUAUUGCUCGAGAUUGUUAGUGGAAGAAGCAACUCUAGAUUGCAUAACAUGGAGGGAUCUCAAACUCUUUUAGGAUAUGUAUGGAAGCUUUGGAAUGAAGAUAACCUUGUGCCCUUUAUAGAUUCCGAAAUAUUCUAUCAAGGUUCUUGUGAUGAAAUGUUGCGGUGUAUACAUAUAGGACUUCUUUGUGUGCAAGAACUAGUGAAAGAGCGGCCAACUAUGGACAAUGUAGUGUCUAUGCUUAACAGUGAGAUUGUCAAUCUUCCAGCUGCAAGGCAACCUUCAUAUGUACUAAAUGAGAUGGGAUUUACUUCAAAGUCCACUUCAGAAACAGAGACUUCGCACUCUGCUAACUUUGUCAGCAUCACUGAAAUACAAGUCUCAGUCAUCCUUCUUCAACGUGCAUCUCAAGGACUCUUCAUCUCAGAAAUGGGAUUCUUUGGCAGACAUACAAUCCUAUUCUCUGUCAUGGUCAUACUUGUUUGCUCUUCUUUUGAAAUCUGCAGUUCCAAAGACACCAUCAAGUUAUCACAGCACAUUAAGGAUCCUGAAACUGUUAGUUCCAAUGGGAGUUUCUUUACGUUGGGAUUUUUCAGUCCUGAAAACUCUACAAAUCGCCAUGUAGGAAUUUGGUACAAGUCCCAGUCCAAUAUCAUAUGGGUAGCCAAUAGAAACCAACCAUUGAAGGAUUCUUCUGGGACUAUUGCAAUAUCUGAGGAUGGCAAUCUUGUCAUAUUAAAUGGGCAAAACCACAUCAUUUGGUCAUCAAAUGUGUCAAAUAUUACAGUCACUACAACGUGUCGGCUUCAAGGUUCUGGAAAUCUUGUCCUACAAGAUUCUGCAGAAAACAUCUUAUGGCAAAGUUUUGAACAUCCUUCUGAUUCAUUCCUCCCCCAAAUGAAACUUACAAGCAACAAAAGAACAGGUGAGAAACUAAGAGUCACAUCAUGGAAAAGUUUGUCAGAUCCAUCCAAUGGAAACUUCUUUGCCACACUUGAACAUCCAGAUAUACCUGAAAUAUUCAUCUGGAAUGGAUCUCGCCCAUAUUGGCGCAGCGGUCCAUGGAAUGAUAGGAUCUUUACUGGUAUAUACUAUAUGAAUGCCUAUUAUCUUCAAGGGUUUCGUAUCAUCAAUGACGAUGUGGAAGGAACUGUUUAUUUGGAUUUUAGUUAUUCUAAUGUGACAGACUACACAUUCUUUGUCUUGAACUUUCGAGGUGUAUUAUAUCAAAAAGAUUGGCUUAGUGACACAAUACAACCACAUCAGAACUUUAGUAUUCAAACUUCAGAAUGUGAUAUUUAUGGUUUAUGUGGAGCAUUUGGAAGUUGCAACUCAAAUAGUUCACCUAUAUGCAACUGUUUGAGAGGGUUUGAACCAAGCAACAGAAUGGAAUGGGAUAUGCAAAACUGGACUAAUGGUUGCGUUAGGAAGACAACUUUGCAGUGUGAGAAGUUGAAAAAUCAAAGUGCACAAGGCAAACAAGAUGGAUUUUUGAAGUUGCAGAUGGUUAAAGUGCCAGACUUUGGAGAAAGGUCUUCUGCUCCAGAGGAGACCUGCAGAAGCCAGUGCUUGGAGAAUUGUACUUGUGCAGCUUACUCAUUCAGCCCUGAGAUAGGUUGCAUGUCUUGGAAAGGAAACCUAAUUGAUGUACAACAGUUCUCAACAGGAGGACUUGAUCUAUAUGUUCGUCUAGCCUAUUCAGAUCUUGAAAAGGGGAGAGAUGCGAGAAAGAUCAUUAUGGUUUCAGUAAUAAUAGGAACACUUAUCAUUGCUUUUGGUGCAUAUGUUUUAUGGAAAAUAGUGAAACACUCAGAGAGAAAAUGGAAGAACAAAUGGUUCUUCCGAUUAAAGAAAGGUAAAGAAUAUUCAGAGAAAACACAAGACAGCAUUAUUGAAGAAUUGUCACAUGUUAGACAACCAGAGGUAUUGGCAUAUGGUCUUGAAAAGGUUGCAACUGCUACAAACAAUUUUGACCUCUCUAAUAAGCUUGGGCAGGGUGGCUUUGGUCCCGUGUACAAGGGAAUAUUGCAAGAUGGUCAGACUGUAGCAGUUAAAAGACUUUCUAGAGCAUCUGGACAGGGACUAGAGGAAUUUAUGAAUGAAGUCAUUGUCAUUUCCAAGCUUCAACACCGUAAUCUUGUAAAACUUAUUGGCUGCUGUGUCGAAGGAGGAGAGAAGAUGUUAAUCUACGAGUAUAUGCCAAAUAAAAGUUUAGAUGCAUUUAUUUUUGAUCCACUGAACCAUGAAAUCCUAGAUUGGAGAGAGCGCUUUGACAUAAUUGAAGGGGUAGCUCGAGGAGUACUUUAUCUUCAUCGAGAUUCUAGACUAAAAAUUAUACAUAGAGACCUAAAGGCAAGCAACAUAUUGCUGGAUGAGAACUUGAAUCCAAAAAUAUCAGAUUUUGGUAUGGCAAGAAUUUUCCAAGGGAGUGAAGAUCAAGCUAACACGAGAAGAGUUGUUGGAACCUACGGUUAUAUGUCUCCUGAAUAUGCAAUAGAAGGAUUGUUUUCAGAGAAAUCCGAUGUGUUUAGUUUUGGAGUUUUACUACUAGAGAUUGUAAGCGGAAGAAGAAACUCAAGCCCUUCUAACAAUGAGGGUUCUCUCAGCCUUCUAGGACUUACAUGGAAAUUUUGGAAUGAAGAGAAUACUGCGUUACUAAUAGAUCCUAGAAUAUAUGAUACCAACCUGGAGAAGGAUAUUUUGAGAUGCAUACACAUAGGGCUCUUAUGUGUGCAAGACCUUGCAAGAGAAAGGCCAAGUAUGAGCAUUGUGGUUUCUAUGCUUAACAGUGAGAUUAUAAAUCUUCCUCCUCCAAAUCAACCUGCAUUCAUCCAGUGGCAGAGUUUGACGUGUUCAGCAUCCAGUGAAGAAAGUCAAACAUUGUUUUCAAACAAUAGUGUUAGCAUUACAGAGAUAGAUGGCAGAUAGCUAGAAUACCACAUUUUCAAUGAAAUAAUUUAGAAUUAUUUUUAUUCUUGAAUUAUUUGGACAAUGCAUAACUAUUUUCAUGAUGGCAGAUAAUUUAGAGAUAGAUGGCAGAUAGCUAGAAUUAUUUUCAUGGCUAUAAUAUUACAGAAAAAUAAGUUUCUCCUACUCGUGACUUGUAAUGUUUAUGUGGAAACAUGGUAAGUUAUCCUUUGCAGAUCAAUUAUGCCAAAUAAAGUGGCUAAUAGCUAUAUCUUUCUGCAAGAUGCAAUUCUGCGACAGAGAAAUCAGAUGUGUAAAGCUACACAAUUCGUUUUGUGCAAGAGAUCUAUGCUUUCAAAACUCAA